AUGACAAACAACAGCGGCCACAAUGACACUGCCGCUGCUGCUACUACUGAAAGAAGAUGGUUAACGGCGACUGCGGCGUGGGUGUUGAUUGAUCUGAUCGCCCUUGGGGAAGCACUGUCCAUUAACCUUCAGUUCGCCACAACCAAAGGCAGCAUCAUGACAUGCACCGAAAUGAGUAUCAACACAAUUCAUUUCGCGACCUUCAGGCCCAAACCUUUUCUCUUUGAUCCUAUCUUUGUUGCACAAGGGAGCAUGGCAGAACUUGCACACAUGGAUGUCCAGCAUUGGAUGGGGUUUCCCUUGUUGUCGAGAUAG
Messenger RNA from Seminavis robusta, 315 nucleotides. Lineage: Eukaryota; Bacillariophyta; Bacillariophyceae; Naviculales; Naviculaceae. The record is from the annotation of a GenBank genome assembly.